Molecule: messenger RNA, 750 nt
Organism: Talaromyces stipitatus ATCC 10500
Lineage: Eukaryota; Fungi; Ascomycota; Eurotiomycetes; Eurotiales; Trichocomaceae
Product: mgATP-energized glutathione S-conjugate pump, putative
Exons: 2
Coding region: 1-750 (249 amino acids)
Biological process (GO): transmembrane transport
Cellular component (GO): fungal-type vacuole membrane; fungal-type vacuole
Molecular function (GO): ATP binding; ABC-type peptide transporter activity; ATP hydrolysis activity
Source: RefSeq, a predicted model, not a curated record
AUGGCACUUUAUAUCAACGGAGCCCGGGACUUGAAGCGGAUUGAGGCUGUCGAGGGGCCGCCUCUAUACCAGCAAUUCAGUGAGACUCUUGCUGGUUUUGUUAGUAUUCAGACAUACUCGCGAACAUCCGACUUCAUCGCACAGAAUCUUAAGCUUGUGGACCGGUUGAAUCAGCCAGCCUGUCUUGAAGGAUAUCAGUUUCCAUAUUCGUCCUGGCGAGCGUAUCGCAGUCGUGGGCGGAUGGGAGCAGGCAAAAGCUCUCUUUUACUGGCGUUGAUUCAGGUUUUGGAAGCAGACAGUGGGUGUAUUGAGAUUAACGAGAUCGACAUCGCCGCUGUCAGUCUUGAGCAACUCCGGCAAGCCAUCACCAUCGUACCCCAGAACCCGAAGCUAUUCGACGGCACAUUGCGUGAUAAUUUAGAUCCACUGCAUCGUGCCACCAACGAAGAGAUCAUCACCGCCCUGAAUACGGUUCAUCUCUUUGACAACCUACGAAUAUCUGAGCCUGUGAGAGGGAUAGAUCUACUGCAGCAUUCAACCAAUGCACUGUCUCAGGGUCCACGCCAGCUGCUGUGUAUUGCCCGCGCUCUAUUGCGGCGGUCACGUAUUCUCAUACUCGAUGAAGCAAGUGCUUCCAUUGAUUAUGCAACGGACGCGGCAAUCCAAGCAGGAUUACGGGCCAGUAUCUCCAAGGGAACAUCCGUGCUGACAGUUGCCCACCGAUUACGAACCAUUGCAGACUACGACUAA